AUGGCUGAGAUUCAGAAUACAUCAACAUCAUCAUCAGACUCAUCAACUUCCUCAACAACAUCUUCAACAUCAACACCAUCAACAUUGGUCGACACUACAUCAAGCAUUACAACCGAGACAGAGAGCACUGAGUCAUCACCAUCAUCGACGACAACAUCAACAUCAUCAACAUCAUCAGCACCAUCAGCAUCAGAAACCAUAUCAACGACAACGACAACAUCACCAUCUUCGAACCCAUCAACUUUUAAUCUUAGACUGGGAGAGGGCGCAUUCUCCCCCAACUUCAAGAUGCCAGACCAGAGACCAAAGUUCACAUUGAACGAGGAGAUACUGGGUGAGGACACGAUGACUCCCAAGCAGAUCGUGGCAGAGUUGGAUAAAUACAUCAUUGGACAGGGCGAGGCCAAGCGCGCCGUGUCGAUCGCGCUGAGGAAUCGCUGGAGAAGAAAGAGACUGGACAGCUCUAUCAUGCAGGACGUCUAUCCCAAGAACAUCCUGAUGAUUGGUCCCACGGGUGUCGGCAAGACCGAGAUCGCCAGACGUCUGGCCAACAUUGUCAAGGCUCCAUUCAUCAAGGUCGAGGCCACCAAGUACACCGAGGUCGGCUUCCACGGCCCCGACGUCGACUCUAUCAUCCGCGACCUUGUCGAGGUCUCUAUCAACAACAUCAAGUCCAAGAUCGCCGCCUCCUACAAGGAUCAGAUUGAUCGCGAGAUUGAGCAAGAGGUCAUCUCCUCAUUGGUCGGUCCACAUUUCCAGAACAGGACUUAUGACGAUCUCAUCAAGCUAUACAGGGAGAAGGCUUUGGAGAACAUUCAGAUUGAGUUGGACUUGCCACCUGUCGCAACACAGGAGAGCAAGCAGGAGGAUGAUAUCAUUCCAUUGGCCAAAUUGUUCAACAUUCAGAUCGACACUGGCAAGACAAAGAAGAAGUCGCUAACAACAGUGGCAGAGGCAAGAACUAUAUUGGAGAAGUCACAUAAGGAGAAGUAUAUAGUACAACAGGAUGUUACCAAGCUGGCUAUUCAAUCAGCUGAGCAGAAUGGAAUAGUGUUCUUGGAUGAGAUUGAUAAGAUUUGUACACCCAAGGAGGGUAUCCAUGGAAGAACUGGUGAUGCCAGCACUGAUGGAGUCCAGAGAGACCUGUUGCCAAUCAUCGAAGGUUGCAAUGUACACACCAAGUAUGGCAUAGUCGAUACUUCCAGGAUACUCUUUAUCGCCUCUGGUGCAUUCCAUGCCAACAAGCCAUCGGACCUCAUUAGUGAGCUACAGGGACGUCUACCAAUUAGGGUAGAGCUGAAACCCCUUGAACAGAGUGACUUCUACAGGAUCUUGACAGAGCCAACGAACAAUCAGAUCAAGCAACAAGAGGCGCUGCUCAAGACUGAGGGCAUUCAGCUACAGUUUAGUGACGAUGCACUGAAGGAGAUCUCACGCAUAGCCUACGAUGCCAACGCACAGGUGCAGAACAUUGGUGCCAGACGACUGCACGGCAUCAUCGAGAAGGUGGUCGAGGACCUCAGCUACAACUGUGAUCUACAUGUUGGCGGCACUGUGGUGGUCGGUGUAGAAGAUGUGCGCAAGCAUCUAAGUGACCUGCUAUUCAAGACUGAUCUAUCCAAGUACAUCAUCUAA
Acytostelium subglobosum LB1 is the source of this 1635-nucleotide messenger RNA. RefSeq lists its product as hypothetical. Bases 1 to 1635 code for a protein of 544 amino acids. Gene Ontology annotation, cellular component: HslUV protease complex. Gene Ontology annotation, molecular function: ATP hydrolysis activity; peptidase activity; ATP binding. The transcript is spliced from 5 exons. The record is from RefSeq and is a predicted model, not a curated record. Lineage: Eukaryota; Evosea; Eumycetozoa; Acytosteliales; Acytosteliaceae.